Messenger RNA from Oryza brachyantha (malo sina), 2243 nucleotides. RefSeq names its product SWI/SNF complex subunit SWI3A. The coding region runs from base 113 to 1777 and encodes 554 amino acids. The record is from RefSeq and is a predicted model, not a curated record. The transcript has 7 exons. Lineage: Eukaryota; Viridiplantae; Streptophyta; Magnoliopsida; Poales; Poaceae. Gene Ontology annotation, molecular function: protein binding.
GGGUCCACACAACGCAAGCCACGCGCGCGUCACAAAACCCCACCACCCCAUCUGAUCCGACGGCCUAGAUCGCUCCUUUUGCCGCACAAUUCCCGCCCUCUUUUCCACCCCCAUGUCGCCGCCGGGGGCCGGCGCCGCCUCCUCCGGCGACGGGUCGCCGGGCCGCCCGCCGCGGGAGCUCUACACCAUCCCGGCCUCCUCGGGUUGGUUCCGGUGGGAUGAGAUCCACGAGACGGAGCGGCGGGCGCUGCCGGAGUUCUUCGGCGGCGCCGGGGGGAGCGGGUUCGGGACGGCGUCGCGGAACCCCCGGAUCUACAGGGAGUACCGCGACUACAUCAUCAGCAAGUACCGCGAGGACACCUCCCGACGCCUCACCUUCACCGAGGUCCGCAAGGCGCUCGUCGGCGACGUCACGCUGCUCCGGAAGCUCUUCGGCUUCCUCGACUCCUCGGGCCUCAUCAACUUCUCCGCCUCCCCCUCUCGUCCGGGGCAGCAGCAGGAGGCGGAAGCCGUCGUGGAGGCGCCCGUGGGGCUGCAGGUGACGCCGCGGCCGCCGGCGUCGUACUUCGCGGAGGAUAAGAGAGGAGGGGCCGGGGAGAACGGGUUCCGAUUGCCUCCGCUGACCUCGUACAGUGAUGUGUUUGGAGAAUGGGCUCCCGGGAUGGGGCCUAUAUGUGGGUUCUGUGGUGAGGUGUGCAGCGACGGGAGUGUCCAAACGUUGAAGGAUGGCUUUAAAGUAUGCUCGAAGUGUUGUGCCAAUAAUGCUAAUAAGGGAGAAGCAAACAUACAUCCAGGUGACAGUAAGGAGCAUACUGACAAUCAUGCUUCUAGUGCAUGGACAGAUGCAGAAACUCUCCUUCUCUUAGAAGGUGUUCUAAAACAUGGAGAUGACUGGGAUCUCAUUGCUCAGCAUGUCCGCACUAAGAAUAAAUCAGAAUGCAUUGCAAGGCUUAUUCAGUUGCCUUUUGGUGAACAUAUGCUGGGCACAGUAAAUGGUAAAUUGGAUGGCAGGCUCCAUAAAAGCCAAACAACCGAUGGAAAAGUGAACAAGUCCACUGUGAAGGAGUCUUCAAGUCAACCAUCUGAAACGGUUGACAGCAUGCAGAUUGAUGGAAAUGAAAAUGGCACUGAUAAAUCUAUUGAAGAACGUCCUGCAAAACCUAGACAGUUAUUUUCUUCAAUAGAUACCACUGUCUCAUUAAUGGAGCAGCUAGCGCUGCUUACCACAUCAACAAGCCCAGAUGUUGUUGCUGCGGCUGCUGACGCCGCAAUUAAAGCACUGGGUAAUGAAAAUCCCCAAGCAAGGAGAGCUUUUCUACUCAGUGAGAAAGAGUACCAGACCAGGACAUUAUCUUCUAACCACGUCCGACGGAGUGAUGACGUCGUUGGUGGGCAGGACGUGGAGAUGCAUACACACCCUGAUAAAAAGCAGGGGAAGAUGUUUAUUUCUACCGCAUAUCAAGUAAGGGCAGCUGUUGCUACAAGUCUAGGUGUAGCUGUUGCCCGUGCUAAAAUGCUUGCAGAUCAGGAAGAGCGGGAAAUGGAGCUCCUAAUGGCAUCCAUAAUUGAAACUCAGCUAAAAAAGAUCCAGUACAAGAUCAAACACUUUGAGGAGCUAGAGUUGAUCAUGGAUCAAGAAUAUGCUACUAUACAGCAAAUAAAGGUCUCCCUCGUCGAUGAAUGGCUAAAGGUCCUCAAGCGAGCAUUUGAGAGUGGAACACCGAUACCGAGGGAUGAAGUGCUUAUAAAGUUGUUCCAAAACAAGCCAAAUCUGUAGAGAAGUUGACCUGAUUCAUUUAGAAGAAACUCCUCGAGGGAGCAUUUGAGGCUGGAAUAUCAAUUAUCUAUACUGUGGGAUGAAAUACUUACGAUGCUGUUCGUGUACCAUCCCUACUCGGAGAAGUUGACUGAAGUCAGAUUAGCUCUGCUCUGAUCUGCCAUACCAUAGAGCACCUCAUCUAAAAGUUAACAUUAUGCGUGUCCAAGAGGGCGGCUGUAAAGGUGCUGAUCGAGCUUUCGGUUGAUCUCAAAAUUUUGCAUUUGAGAUCACAUCAAACCUCUGUAGUCUGUACCAUCAUCCUGUGUAAUUUGCACAUUACUGCUCCGUUAUUACCAACCAACUAGGUUAGAAACUUAGAAUGUUAGACAACAGGUGCUGCUAAUAGAUUCCUGUAUCCGUCUACAUUUCGUUGAUUUAAUUUGUUGGAAUGCCCAAACCUUCCUCCAGUUGGGGGUUUCUGUAA